Penicillium canescens is the source of this 1338-nucleotide messenger RNA. Its product is annotated as aldehyde dehydrogenase. NCBI's taxonomy places the organism in Eukaryota, Fungi, Ascomycota, Eurotiomycetes, Eurotiales, Aspergillaceae. Gene Ontology annotation, molecular function: succinate-semialdehyde dehydrogenase (NAD+) activity. Bases 1 to 1338 code for a protein of 445 amino acids. The transcript is spliced from 5 exons. The record is from RefSeq and is a predicted model, not a curated record.
AUGCCGACAGCAACACCCCAAGAUGCAAUCCGCGCCGUUGAGGCCGCCAACACCGCGUUCCCGUCCUGGUCGCAAACAAAGCCCACCGUGAGACGCGACAUCCUCCUCAAAACGGCUGACAUCCUCGAAGCCCGACUGGAGACAUGCGCCGAAUACAUGCGCACCGAGAUGGGCGCCGAUGUAGGCGCUUCACAGGGUUUCGUCGUUCCAUUGGCUAUCCGCAUGCUGCGCGAAGUCGCUAGUCGUAUUACUAGUAUUUGUGGCAGUGUCCCUGUUGUUGAGAUGGAGGGACAGACUGCUAUUGUUUAUAAGGAGGCUAUGGGUGUUAUUUUGGGGAUUGUGCCGUGGAACGCUCCUUACGUCUUCGGCAUCCGCUCCGCAGCAUGUGCCCUCGCAGCGGGUAACACCACCAUCCUCAAAUCCUCUGAACUCACCCCGCGCUGCUACUAUGCUAUUGGUCAGGCAUUCGUAGACGCUGGUCUACCCGCCGGCUGUCUGAAUGUUAUUCAUUGUGCGCCGCAGGAUGCACCCGAGGUUGUCAAUGCCAUGAUUGAGCACGAGGCAGUGCGCAAGAUCAAUUUCACUGGUAGUACGGCUGUUGGUCGGAAGAUUGCGCGCGCUUGCGGGCAGAAUCUGAAACCGUGUCUUAUGGAGCUGGGCGGGAAGAAUAGUUCUAUUGUUUGUGCGGAUGCCGACUUGGGGGUUGCUGUGCAGGGUGUUUUGGCGGGUGCUUUCUUGAAUUCCGGCCAAAUCUGCAUGGCCACAGACCGAAUCCUAGUCCACACCUCCAUCCUCACAGCCUUCACAGACGCCCUCCAAAAAGCCCUAGCAGCAGGCGCCGCAACCUCAACCCAACCUCCAACCCUCGUAAACACAGCCUCCAAAACCCGCGUCGAAGCCCUAAUCUCCAGCGCCGUCGCUGCAGGCGCCCACUUCAUAUCCGGCUCGGCCACACCUAUCCCCACCACAUCCGACUCCGGAGUGCGCAUGGCACCCGCCGUCCUGGGUGGGGUGAAGGAAGACAUGGCCCUCUGGCAAGAAGAAUCCUUCGCAUCUGUCGCCGCAUGCAUGCCCUUCGAGAGUGAAGACGAGGCGAUCCGGUUGGCGAAUGGGAGUGGGUAUGGAUUGUCUGCGUCGGUGUUUACGGAGGAUUUGAGGAGGGGGUUGGCUAUGGCGAAGAGGAUUCAAUCGGGGGCUGUUCAUAUUAAUAGUAUGACUAUCCAUGAUGAGCCGGCUCUUCCUCAUGGCGGUGUGAAGAAUAGUGGUUGGGGACGGUUUAAUACUGAUGAGGGGUUGAAUGAGUUUUUGGUUACGAAGAGUGUUACCUGGAUGGAUUAG